CCUGUCCUCUCCUUCCUUCCCCAGAACUCCUCGGAGAUGCCGGAGACCAUUACCAGCCGAGACGCUGCUCGUUUUCCCAUUGUUGCCAGUUGCACCCUUCUGGGGCUCUACCUCUUCUUUAAAAUAUUCUCUCAAGAGUACAUCAAUCUUCUGCUUUCCAUGUAUUUCUUCGUGCUGGGGAUCCUAGCCCUGUCCCACACCAUCAGCCCCAUGAUGAACAGAUUCUUCCCUGCAAAUUUCCCCAACAAACAGUACCAGCUCCUCUUCACCCAGGGCUCCGGGGAGAGCAAGGAGGAAAUAGUGAAUUACGAGUUUGACACCAAGGACCUCGUGUGCCUGGCCCUGAGCAGUGUUGUGGGGGUCUGGUACCUGCUGAGAAAGCACUGGAUUGCCAACAAUCUGUUUGGGCUGGCGUUCUCCCUCAACGGGGUGGAGCUGCUGCACUUGAACAACGUCAGCACUGGCUGCAUCUUGCUUGGGGGCCUCUUCAUCUAUGACGUCUUCUGGGUCUUUGGCACCAAUGUGAUGGUGACAGUUGCCAAGUCGUUCGAGGCCCCAAUAAAACUGGUUUUCCCUCAGGACCUGCUGGAGAAGGGGCUGGAGGCUGACAACUUCGCCAUGCUGGGUCUGGGAGACAUUGUCAUUCCAG
This is a messenger RNA of Cariama cristata (Red-legged seriema), 649 nucleotides long. It is a transcript of the gene HM13, whose product is annotated as histocompatibility (minor) 13. Gene Ontology annotation, molecular function: aspartic endopeptidase activity, intramembrane cleaving. The annotation marks the transcript as partial. Gene Ontology annotation, cellular component: membrane; cytoplasmic side of endoplasmic reticulum membrane; lumenal side of endoplasmic reticulum membrane. Gene Ontology annotation, biological process: membrane protein proteolysis. The transcript has 7 exons. NCBI's taxonomy places the organism in Eukaryota, Metazoa, Chordata, Aves, Cariamiformes, Cariamidae. The record is from RefSeq and is a predicted model, not a curated record.